AAAUAAUUUAAAUGUUUGUUUAUGUAGUCUGAUAGUGAAAAAUAUAAAUAUAUGUAACAUUUAUGGUAUAGUGAAUUUUUUUAUGAAAACUGUAUAAUGGUUUUAUUAUAUCAGGCUUUACGUUUUCCUCAGAAGAAGGCUAGGCAGUAUUUGAAAAGUAAAUUAAUCGACUCUUUGCGUCUUCAUGUACGUGGAGGUACUGGAGGAAAUGGUUUGCCCAAAUAUGGUGGUGUUGGUGGUCAAGGCGGAUGCAUUUAUUUUGAAGCUAGUUCAAAAAACACGCUCAAGGGAGUAUUACAAAAAUGGCCACAGAAAAGGCUAGCUGCCGGACACGGACAGAACAGUACACGAUUGAAAAUUCUUGGUGAAAAAGGGAAUGAUUUAAAAUUAGAUGUACCGGUUGGAAUCAAAGUUAUUCGAGAAGAUGGAAAACUUAUAGAGGACAUGGAUGAAGAAGGUAAAACAUGUGUAGUAGCAAGAGGUGGUUUUGGCGGUAAUGCCUACAACAAUUAUUUGGGAAUGAAAGGACAAGCAUAUUCAGUAACACUGGAUCUCAAAUUAAUUGCUGAUGUUGGACUUGUUGGCUUACCAAAUGCAGGAAAAAGCACUCUUUUGAGAGCAAUAUCUAGAGCUAAGCCAAAAGUUGCUAGUUAUCCAUUUACUACAAUUCGGCCAAAUAUAGGAGUAAUGGAAUAUAGAGAUUUAAGGCAAAUAACUGUGGCCGAUUUGCCUGGGCUGAUAGAGGGUGCACAUGCAAAUAUGGGAAUGGGACAUAAGUUUUUGAAGCAUGUCGAAAGAACAAAACUUUUAUUGUUAAUCUGUGAUAUUGAAGGAUUUCAACUAUCAAGAAAGCAUCCACAACGAAGUUGUAUUGAAACAGUCUUCAUACUCAAUAAGGAAUUAGAAUUGUAUAAACCAGAUUUAUUAGAAAAACCUGCCAUACUCUUAGUAAAUAAAAUGGAUAAGGAAAUAGCGAAAGAAGAAUUUGAAAAAAUUAAAGGCAAUUUGUUUAACUUGCAAGAUUCUCUCCACAUGUGUCCAAAUGAAGCUUUACCGAAUCAAGUGAUACAGUUUGACCAUAUUUUACCAAUAUCAGCUAAAACUAAUUCAAGUGAUAUUAAUAGAGUGAAAGAAACAAUAAGAGAAGUUUUGGAUUUGCAUGAUCAAUCACAAACUGAAGAAGUAGAUGAAAUUGAGACCGUACGAACACUAAAGCAAAGUCUGAUUGAGCGAGGCCCCAGUUUGACUUAA
Ctenocephalides felis (cat flea) is the source of this 1251-nucleotide messenger RNA. RefSeq names its product GTP-binding protein 10 homolog. The transcript is spliced from 7 exons. The record is from RefSeq and is a predicted model, not a curated record. NCBI's taxonomy places the organism in Eukaryota, Metazoa, Arthropoda, Insecta, Siphonaptera, Pulicidae. Gene Ontology annotation, cellular component: mitochondrion. Gene Ontology annotation, molecular function: GTPase activity; GTP binding; magnesium ion binding. Bases 97 to 1251 code for a protein of 384 amino acids.